UAUCGAUAACGAUAGGCCUAGAUAAAUACCGCCUACCGAUAUCGAAGAAUAUCGCCCGGUAGGUUAGCAAAUUUUUGCACAUAAAGUUUGGCAAUAUGUCCUCUCCAGCGCCAAAGUCACCCGAGCUCUCGGAUAAAAGCAAGAAAUAUGACAGGCAAAUCAGGCUGUGGGGCGAACAUGGGCAGACACUUUUAGAGGCUGCGACUAUUUGUUUGGUCAAUGUUACGGCCGUGGGCUGUGAAACUGCCAAAGGAUUGGUACUACCCGGUAUCGGUGGCUUUACUGUGGCUGAUGGCACUACCGUCAAGGAGGAGGAUCUGGGCAACAAUUUCUUUUUGGAUCAGAGCUAUCUGGGCAAAUCCAAAGCUUUGGCUUGUAUGCAACUACUUCAGGAACUCAAUCCGGAUGUGAAUGGCGACUAUGUGGAGGAGAGUGCAGACUAUAUUUUAGCCAAUAGACCCAACUUCUUUGACGGCUUUGAUUUGGUAAUUGCAUCUAAUCUGAAUGAGAAGACUUUAUUGCAUUUGGCUGAACGUUUGUGGGAAGUGAAUGUGCCCCUGAUAUACUGCCGUUCGCUGGGCAUGUUAGGCACCAUAAGACUGCAAAUUCGAGAGCAUUGUAUCGUGGAGGCGCAUCCGGAUAACAGACAGUUUGAUCUGCGUCUAGAGCACCCAUUCGAUGCUCUGCGAGAGCACCUCGAAGGCACCGAAGUGACCAGUAAAGUUCCUUGGCUACUGGUCCUCCACAAAUACCUGAAUGUCUGGCAGAAGCAACAAUCGGACGGUGCUCAGACCCCCAGAAAUUAUAAGGAGAAGAACCAAUUGAGGGAGACCAUUAGGGAAGAAAUGAAGGCAGAAGAGGAAAAUUACGAAGAGGCCAUAAAGGCAGUCAAUACAGCAUUUGGUGCGGGACAGGUUCCCAAGGGUCUUAAAGGCAUAUUCGAGGACGAUGCAUGUGAACAGUUAAACAAGAAGAGCAAUGUCUUCUGGAUCAUGGCCAAAGCUCUAAAGCAUUUUGUGAUACAUGAGAACGAGGGUCAUCUGCCGCUGCCUGGUGUUUUACCGGACAUGACGGCCAACACGGAUUCUUAUAUCGCCCUUCAGCACAUCUACCGUCAACAGGCGCUGCAAGACGCCGACCAGGUAUACCAUAAGUGCCAGGAAUACUUAAAACAGCUCGGCCUCCCCGCCGAUAGCAUUGAUGAGAGGAGUGUGCGUCUGAUUUGCCGAGAAGCAGCCGGACUAUCGGUCAUAAGAGGCACACGAAUAGCAGAGGAAUACGAAAAGAGCAGUCGCCUGCUGUUAUUAGUUGAGGACAACGAGCUGCAGGGCGAUCUAACAUCUUACAACUUUGCGCUGCGUGCUUACGAGAGAUUUCUCAGUGAGUGUGGCAACAUUCCCGGCGAAUGUAUCGUAGAGCAGGACAUUGGACGCUUGAAGAGCAUUGCCGCCAAGAUGCUUAGCGACUUGGGCAUGCACGCCAGCAUCAGCGACGAUGUGCUGCACGAGAUUUGUCGAUAUGGCGGCGCCGAGUUGCAUGCAGUGUCCGCUUUUAUAGGUGGCUGUGCUGCCCAAGAAGUGAUCAAGAUCAUUACCAAACAAUACAAGCCCAUCGAUAAUACUUUUAUAUACAACGCUAUAACUACAGAGAGUGUCACGUUGAAGCUAUAAAUAAAUCAUAUUUUCAUAGAA
This is a messenger RNA of Drosophila eugracilis, 1691 nucleotides long. It is a transcript of the gene APP-BP1, whose product is annotated as nedd8-activating enzyme E1 regulatory subunit. The record is from RefSeq and is a predicted model, not a curated record. Bases 96 to 1670 code for a protein of 524 amino acids. Gene Ontology annotation, biological process: DNA damage response; protein neddylation; protein ubiquitination. The transcript is spliced from 6 exons. Lineage: Eukaryota; Metazoa; Arthropoda; Insecta; Diptera; Drosophilidae. Gene Ontology annotation, molecular function: ubiquitin activating enzyme activity; NEDD8 activating enzyme activity. Gene Ontology annotation, cellular component: nucleus; cytoplasm.